Messenger RNA from Malania oleifera, 1410 nucleotides. Its product is annotated as UPF0481 protein At3g47200-like. The transcript has 3 exons. The coding region runs from base 1 to 1410 and encodes 469 amino acids. Lineage: Eukaryota; Viridiplantae; Streptophyta; Magnoliopsida; Santalales; Ximeniaceae. The record is from RefSeq and is a predicted model, not a curated record.
AUGAUCACCUCUGCACUGGGCAGUGCUCCACCUGCAAUUGAGCAUGAAUGCAAGUUCGAGGCCAUUAACAUUCCAUUACUUCCUGAGGGUACAUACAGCAGUUCUGAGGACAGUGUCUAUGGCGAGUGGUCUAAGUGUUGUAUCUACAGGGUUCCCCAGAAACUUCGCAGCAUAAAUGAAGCAGCAUACACUCCUCGAAUUGUCUCAAUAGGCCCUUUUCACCACGGCAAUCCUCAGCUGCGGCCCAUGGAAGGGCUUAAAUCCAGAUACCUUAAAGAAUUUUGCAGGAAAGCUAUUAACAGCCUGGACGAUAUAAAAAAAAUCGUAACUGGUUGCGAGCAAAGCAUCCGAGCCUGUUAUGCAGGGACCUUUGAGCUCAAGAAGGAUAAAUUUUUAGACAUGGUUGUAACCGACGCUGGAUUCAUCAUUGAGUUCUUGUGGAGGAGUACUGACGAACCUGAAAAGGACUAUAUUUUCAGCAAGCCGUACAAAUGUUUCUGUGUUCACUGUAAUGGGAGAUUCAAAGAGAAUGAUGAUGAAAAAGAAGGCCAACAAAGCAAGAGCACCAACUUCUACUCCAAGCGGGGCUGUCCCAGCAAUCACAAAGACCUGCAGGGUGAUCAUUGUCAGCAGAGCCAGAGAGAGUUGAAAAAUUCAGAUUCCUCCUUCCUUGAACUGACAAAAAGCUACUUCUCCAAGUACUUUGACCUCAACCUCAAAGGUCACAUCUCAGAAGUGAAGCAUUUCACUGAUCUGCUUAGAUAUUCCUUCUGUCCACCAAGGGAAGUCCCAUAUGAAGCAGACAGUGAGAACAGAAUUGAAAGCCUGCGUAGUGCAACAUACCUGGAUGAGGCAGGGGUGGAUUUUGAGGUGUGCCAGCAUCCUACCCUGGAACUCCCUCGCUUUGAAGCCAACGACACAACAGAAUGUGUUUUUAGGAACCUCAUGGCCUUGGAGCAGUGCCACUACCCAAAACAAGUUCAUAUCUGCAACUAUAUUUCACUAAUGGAUCAGCUUAUAAACACUAGAGAAGAUGUGGAUUUGCUCAUUGAGAAGAAGGUAAUUGUUAAUUCUCUGGGCAGCAGCAAAGCAGUGGCCAAACUGUUGAACAAGCUUUGCGAGCACAUUGUGGAACCAAAUUCUCGUUACUGUAACACUGUCCAAGAGAUCAAAAGGCACUGCAAAAACCCUUUGAACCGAAUAAUGGCAGCAUUGACAAAUGUGUAUUUCCGUGAUUUCUGGAGAGGCACUGCAUCUAUUGUUGGGAUUGUAGUUCUGGGUCUCACAAUUUGGAAUACCCUUCUGCGGCAGAUCCUUCAGAAUAAGAUCCAAGAUUCGCUUCUAUAUUCUAAAUUUCUAAUGUUUGCUCGAGUGAUUUGCUUUCAGUUUUUAUGUGAGAUUCUCAUCUGA